AUGAGUGGUGCCCAAAUGAGAGGUUCGGCCGAGCAACCCCAGGGACUAUCAGAGAAGGAGAGAAAAUAUGACCGCCAACUUAGGCUUUGGGCAUCCAGCGGCCAGGAUGCACUUGAAUCUUCCCAUAUCCUUCUCCUUAACUCUGGCUCUGGGGCUGUAGGUAUCGGUCGCUUCACCAUUGUUGAUGAGGCUCUAGUCUCGGAGGCUGAUCUUGGUUCCAAUUUUUUCCUUGAUGAGAAUUGCCUUGGGCAUCUGCGCGCCGAAUCCUGUGCAGAGCGGCUGUUGGAACUGAAUCCCGAGGUCGAGGGUGACUGGUAUCCCAAAUCAAACCCACGACCUGCUGUCAUCACCGGAAGCAAAAAGCUAUGCCUUACAGGUAUAUCUCAGACAGGUGUCGACCUUGCUGCAGUUCUCGCUUCACCCGUGUCCUUCACCGCCAUCAUCUACACUUUCCCAAUUAGGGCAGACCACCUCGCCUUAGUCGAUUCAUAUGCGGAGACCCACAAGAUUCCCGUCAUCUCAAUUCAUUCAUCUGGAUUUUACUCGUAUUUCCAAGUGAGGCUCCCGGGUAUCUUCCCAAUCGUAGAUACGCACCCGGAUGAGAAUGCUAUAAACGACCUUCGGCUUCUAAACCCAUGGCCGGAGCUCGUUGAAUUCUGCCAGGAUCUUACGAGUGACGUGGAUGGACUCGACGACUACGAACAUGGCCAUUUACCGUUUAUUGCCAUCCUCUUUUAUUACCUGAAGGCAUGGAGGGACCACAAUGACAGUAGGAGCCCUUCUACACCGGAUGAGAAGCGCGCCUUCAGGAAAAUGGUAUUAGCAGGAAUGAGGACGAGCAACCCGGAGGGCGGGGAGGAGAAUUUUGAAGAAGCUGCCGCUGCCGUCCUCAAGGCUAUUUCCCAACCAAAGCUUCCUGCCUCUCUCAAGGAAGUGUUUGAACGGGCCCAAGGCACACCCGUGGAUCAGCGCACUGGUUUCUGGGCAAUUGCGAGUGCCGUUAAAGAAUUCUACGAUAGGCACGGUCAAUUGCCUCUUCCGGGUCGCAUUCCGGAUAUGAAAGCCAAAUCCGACGUAUACGUUCAGCUACAGAACUUAUACAAAGCGAAAGCACGAGCAGACACCGUCGAGAUCCUGGAUAGCGCCAAGUCUAUCUGUCCCAGCGCCACAGUCACGAUGAAAGAGGUUGAGUUAUUCUGCAGAAAUGCGGCAUUCAUCAGACUCAUCAACAGCCGAAGUCGAGGCUCGGACCAAACACAACUGAUUGCAGACCAAGAGUUUGCCAAUGAUGAGAUCGCCAAGCAGGCUGGGAUGGGUACUAGUUUGUUUCCCAUAUACCUCGCCCUUCGCGCCAUGCCAAACAGUCAUGUUGCAGGCGAGGAUGACAUACUGGCGAAUAUCGAAAAAUCUGUACCCUCGGCAAGUAGCCACGAGUCCAUUCGACUCGCUGCUCGAGAGGUCUCCCGGGCUAGUGGCGAGCUCCAUAACAUCGCUGCAAUCACCGGCGGCAUGGCAGCCCAAGAGAUUAUCAAGAUCAUCACGAAGCAGUAUGUUCCUGUCGACAAUACAUGUGUAUUCGACGGCAUCGGCAGUCGGUGUCAGAUAUUUUACCUUUGA
Messenger RNA from Scedosporium apiospermum, 1617 nucleotides. RefSeq lists its product as uncharacterized. Bases 1 to 1617 code for a protein of 538 amino acids. The record is from RefSeq and is a predicted model, not a curated record. The transcript has 4 exons. Lineage: Eukaryota; Fungi; Ascomycota; Sordariomycetes; Microascales; Microascaceae. Gene Ontology annotation, cellular component: cytoplasm. Gene Ontology annotation, biological process: protein neddylation. Gene Ontology annotation, molecular function: NEDD8 activating enzyme activity.